AGCCAAUCAGAGGCAGAGUAAGGCAGGGUAGGGCGGGAUAUGUCUUCGGGGAAAAAUACUCCGUUUACGGGGCUGUUUGGAUUUUGUUGUGGCUCUAGUAGCUUCAAGAAUGGAUAAAAUUUUGGAGGUGGAUAACUUAGAAAUGCGUCUUCGGGAGCUGGAGAGUCGUAUAUACGGGGAGAGAAGAAACAAAAGUGGAAAACCCGUCAAGUGCACUGAGUCUUUGGCCAGGAUUCAGGCUGGUCUGACCAAUACGGCCAACAAGAGAGAACGAGUGAAGAUCCUGCACAAGAAGAUUGAGGACCUGCUGAAGUACCUGGACCCCCAGUUCACGGACCACAUCUCUGUACCUGACGCCAUGAAGCUGGAGUUCAUUCUUGCUGAGGAGGACUUCCUGCUUUCCCAGGCUGCUUUGCUGGAGCAAGUCAGCAACACGCAGCCGCUGCUGGACAGCACCUACAUCCGAGAUGUACCGGAACACGCCACCAAGCUGCAGCGCCUGUCACAGAUUCACAUCAAAGAGCAGGACCAAACUGAGGCUCAGUCCCUGGAAGUGAAGAAGCUUUUUGAGGAAUACAACAAAAUGAUGUUCCUGCUGUCCAAGCAGUUCACCCAGUGGGAUGAGACCCUGAGGAAGCUGGAGGAGGCCAAGGGCAUUCGGCCCGUGGAGUAGCUCCUGUCAACAUACUGAUGAGGAUGGCGAUGAAGGAGAAGAGGACUGCGCUGUGGUGGGAGCUUUAGAUGAGACGCGUGUUCCACGUGUUGCUUGUUCUUCCACAAUAAGUCGGAAGAAAAGUGAGACAAAAGGAUCACAACAUCUCACUUGCAUGUUUAACUGCUUAUCAAUUUGCCAACAUUGAGUUGAAUCAGGUGAUAUAACAUUGAUACCUUAAUUGCCGCACCACUCCAUGAUAUCGUUGGUUCUCAACAAUUCUCGAACCAAUCUUAUUUAAUAAAAUCGUCACUAAGAAUGGAGUAAAUGUAAAAAUGUAAAGGAACUCGGUCUCAUGUGACUGUCGUCUGGAGGAACUCACGCCUAUCACGUGACGUGUGGUUCAGACAGCUCGGAGAUGCUGCUGUUAUUUAUUUUCUGACAAUAGAGCUUUUUAUGUUUGCAUAUAUCAACUCAACUUUCCAACACUGCCUCCCUACGGCAGGACAGUCACAAGACUUGUUGUUCUGCCCUUUACCCAUUUUC
This is a messenger RNA of Sander lucioperca (pikeperch), 1198 nucleotides long. RefSeq names its product dynactin 3 (p22) (gene dctn3). The record is from RefSeq and is a predicted model, not a curated record. Gene Ontology annotation, biological process: cytoskeleton-dependent cytokinesis. The coding region runs from base 110 to 673 and encodes 187 amino acids. NCBI's taxonomy places the organism in Eukaryota, Metazoa, Chordata, Actinopteri, Perciformes, Percidae. The transcript is spliced from 7 exons. Gene Ontology annotation, cellular component: dynactin complex.